Messenger RNA from Budorcas taxicolor (takin), 2107 nucleotides. RefSeq names its product aladin WD repeat nucleoporin (gene AAAS). The transcript is spliced from 16 exons. The record is from RefSeq and is a predicted model, not a curated record. Bases 72 to 1715 code for a protein of 547 amino acids. Lineage: Eukaryota; Metazoa; Chordata; Mammalia; Artiodactyla; Bovidae. Gene Ontology annotation, biological process: nucleocytoplasmic transport. Gene Ontology annotation, molecular function: protein binding. Gene Ontology annotation, cellular component: nuclear pore.
GCCCGGGAACUAAGUCAGAGGAGCGGGAAUCUGGGAGUUUUCUGAUUCCGGACGUCCUCGGGACCGGCAAGAUGUGCUCCCUGGGGUUGUUCCCUCCUCCACCGCCUAGGGGACAAGUCACCCUAUACGAGCACAAUAACGAACUGGUGACAGGCAGUAGCUGUGAGAGUCCGCCUCCCGACUUCCGGGGCCAGUGGAUCAAUCUUCCUGUCCUAAACCUGACUAAGGAGCCCUUGAAGACCCCUGGAAGGCUGGACCAUGGCACAAGAACUGCCUUCAUCCACCACCGGGAGCAAGUGUGGAAGAGAUGCAUCAACAUUUGGCGUGAUGUAGGCCUUUUCGGGGUGCUGAAUGAAAUUGCAAAUUCAGAGGAGGAGGUGUUUGAGUGGGUGAAGACGGCAUCCAGCUGGGCCCUGGCACUCUGUCGAUGGGCCUCCUCCCUCCACGGGUCCCUGUUUCCCCAUCUGUCUCUUAGGAGCGAAGAUCUGAUUGCUGAAUUUGCUCAAGUCACAAAUUGGUCCAGCUGCUGCUUGCGGGUCUUUGCAUGGCACCCCCACACCAACAAGUUUGCCGUGGCUCUGCUGGAUGACUCAAUCCGCGUGUAUAAUGCCAACAGCACUAUAGUCCCCUCCCUGAAGCACCGGCUGCAGCGCAAUGUGGCAGCCCUGGCCUGGAAGCCCCUCAGUGCCUCUGUCUUGGCUGUGGCCUGCCAGAGCUGCAUUCUCAUCUGGACUCUGGACCCCAUGUCCUUGUCUACCCGACCCUCUUCUGGCUGUGCCCAGGUGCUCUCUCACCCUGGCCACACACCCGUUACCAGCUUGGCUUGGGCCCCUAGUGGGGGGCGGCUGCUCUCAGCUUCCCCUGUGGAUGCUGCCAUCCUGGUAUGGGAUGUCUCAACAGAGACCUGUGUUCCCCUUCCCUGGUUUCGGGGAGGUGGGGUUACGAACCUGCUCUGGUCCCCAGAUGGCAGCAAAGUCUUGGCUACCACUCCUUCAGCUGUCUUUCGAGUCUGGGAGGCCCAGAUGUGGACUUGCGAGCGGUGGCCUACCCUCUCGGGGCGAUGCCAGACUGGCUGCUGGAGCCCUAGUGGAAACCGCCUGCUGUUCACAGUGUUGGGGGAACCGCUUAUUUACUCCUUGUCAUUCCCAGAACGGUGUGGUGAGGGAAAGGGGUAUGUUGGAGGCGCCAAGUCUGCUACAAUAGUGGCAGAUCUGUCUGAGACCACCAUACAGACGCCACAUGGCGAGGAGAGACUUGGGGGAGAGGCCCACUCCAUGGUCUGGGACCCAAGCGGGGAGCGGCUGGCUGUGCUCAUGAAAGGCAAUCCUCGGGUCCAGAACGGGAAACCAGUCAUCCUCCUUUUUCGCACUCGAAACAGCCCAGUGUUUGAGCUACUUCCUUGUGGCAUUAUCCAGGGGGAGCUAGGAGCCCAGGCCCAGCUCAUCACUUUCCAUCCUUCCUUCAACAAAGGAGCUCUGCUCAGCGUGUGCUGGUCCACAGGCCGGAUCACCCACAUCCCUCUGUACUUCGUCAAUGCCCAGUUUCCACGCUUUAGCCCGGUGCUUGGCCGAGCCCAGGAGCCCCCUGCUGGGGGUGGAGGCGCUAUUCACGAUCUACCCCUGUUUACUGAGACAUCCCCAACCUCUGCCCCUUGGGACCCUCUCCCAGGGCCACCCCCUGCUCGGCCCCACUCCCCUCACUCCCACUUUCAGUAAUAAGAGUGUCCUUUCUUGUUUUCCACUUAAUUAUGAGACUCUGUCUUUUCCAGUGAGCUGCACUGGGAUACACUGAAGGAAAAAAAAGGCAUGGACUUCGGGUUUAGAUCUUGGCUCUUUCACUUUUUAGUCACUCCUUGUGAAUCAGGUCAUUAUUUACCCUUAAGAACUGGAUAGUUUUCAAAUGAUUUGAAAGCAAAACUGAGAAAAUACCUAGCACCAGCUCUGGCACGUAAUACAUGUUGCACUUUCCCCAAAUUUAAGUUCCCAGAAUAGUGCAGAGCAGUAAUAGAACAUUAUUUGGUCAGCAUGAGAUGGGAGUUUUAUUGGACUAGGGGAUUUGGGGCAGGCGUAGGUGCUGGGCGCUGGGCCAAGGUGGCACGGGCCAUGCU